This is a messenger RNA of Schistosoma haematobium, 1316 nucleotides long. RefSeq lists its product as uncharacterized. The transcript has a single exon. The record is from RefSeq and is a predicted model, not a curated record. Lineage: Eukaryota; Metazoa; Platyhelminthes; Trematoda; Strigeidida; Schistosomatidae. The coding region runs from base 144 to 947 and encodes 267 amino acids.
AGUGCAUGACAACAAUUUAACGAUUUUGAUUUUUGAUCCAUCAAAAUCAAAUAAUAAUCAUUAUAACUAUAUAAAAAGAAAGAAAUCAAGUAUUUAUUCAAUAAAAUAUGCUCAUUUAUAUUACUGUAUUAUAUUUUGUUUAAAUGGACAUUAUGUAUUCUAUAAGCUUAUUGAUUUUCUACUAUCUAAUUAAGAUUUAUUAUUCAGUACAAGGAAAAGUUUACACUACAACAUCUAAAAAGCUUCUACCAUAUUAUUAUUAUAUCAAUUAUCAAAAACCUUAUUACUAUUAUGAUUAUUAUUAUUAUUCCAAUUAUUUGAAUCAAAGAUUAAGUAAUUAUGAUUAUUCAUUAAAUCAUUAUCUUCCAUCUUAUCAAAGAUCAUAUUCUAAAAUGAAUUAUUUAAUUAUUCCUGGAAUUGACAAAUUUAAAACUAUUGAAAGUGAAACAAUGAAACAUAUAAAAGAAUUUACUGAAAUUACUACAGAACAUAAAAAAUAUGAUCAUAUUUUACCUUUAUCUAAUGUUAAUGAUAAUAAUAAUCAUAAUCAUAACAUUGAUAAUGAUAAAAGUCAAUUUGAUAUAAAUAAGUUUAUCAAUCCAAAUCAGAAUAAGAUUAAUGAUUAUUCUGUUGAUUUAUCUAUGGAGAAUAAACAAAUAGAAACUUUAUCAUCAAAUGAAAAGUUGAAUGAAAUAAAUCACCAAAAAUAUGAUAUUUCACCUAGAAUGAAUCAGAAACAAGUAAAUAAUAGUAAUAUAUUGUUAUAUAAAUAUUCUCAUAAAGAACAAGAUAAAGUAGCUGCUAAUAACAACAAUAACAACAACAAUCCGUAUGUGUCAAAGCAUGUUGAUAUUCAAUCAAAUGAAAAAUUUCUAUACAAUAAACAGAUAAUUAAAAGUCGUCAAUCUUCAAGUUAUAUUAUUCUUCGUCCACGGAAAAUAAAGUAGUGAUAUUGAUGAUUUUUUUUUAUAAAAUAUAUUCACUGACCAAUGGUUAUUAUCAUAGUAUGCUGAAUUUUGGACAGGAACCUGAUGUGUAAUAUUGAGGGUGAUCAAUGAGUGUAGACAAACAGUCAAAUUAACCUACUAAUUAGUAAAUAUGUGAUUUCCUUUCUUGUUAUUGACUUAUUGAGUGUGACUGCUGGUAGUUGUAUUGAAUAAAGUAUUAUCUAGUGUUAUUUCGGUUCUCUAUUCUGGGUUGGGAAUCCUGGAUCUGACAUGAUGUGAAUAGUCUCAUUAUCGUGUUAACAUAUUAUCUUAAUAUACCUUAGAAUUGACCAACAGGCAGGAUUCCGUAAGGAUAGAUCGUGUACAGAC